Cloeon dipterum is the source of this 1817-nucleotide messenger RNA. Its product is annotated as caspase-3-like. Gene Ontology annotation, biological process: proteolysis. Bases 226 to 1512 code for a protein of 428 amino acids. The record is from RefSeq and is a predicted model, not a curated record. The transcript is spliced from 9 exons. Gene Ontology annotation, molecular function: cysteine-type endopeptidase activity. NCBI's taxonomy places the organism in Eukaryota, Metazoa, Arthropoda, Insecta, Ephemeroptera, Baetidae.
CAGUGUCGCUGAGUGCCUGCGCGGCGCAUCUCGACAUAAACAAAAAUAUUCGCACGCGAUUGUUGUGAGUAACGCAAAAGGUGAGUGUUCCCGCGGUCGCAAAUAAAAUCCCCUGCGCGUCCUUUUUAACAAUUCCUCCGCCUGAAAACCUUCAACCUUCGUGCUGACAAGACCUGAAAUUCCCGCUCAGUUGAAAGAAAAGUUCGGAAAUAAUCGGCGGGAAGCAUGGAAGCGGAAACAUUCGGGAUGCUGGAGGACGACAGGCAGAUAAUCAACCGGAAUUUAGAGAAGCUGGUCAAACGCACUUCGGACAUCGGCCUCGAGAGGAUCAUCGAGACCCUGAAGGAGAUGGACGCGCUGUCGGACGAGUUCGCCAAGCCCUAUUUGGACACGACGAAACACGCUAAAAUGAGGAAAAUGGAUUUCUACCUGAAUAUCCAGCGACUGGGGCCUGCCGUGUUUGAAAAACUCAAGCACGCCGUCAACGUGUGCAAGUACGAGGACCUGCUGCACAUUCUGCAACCCUCACAGCAUCAGCUGCACCCCGCUGACGAACACUUAGGUGCGCGGCCUACGAACCUGCCGGACUACAUGAACGAGGUGAUCCCGACCAAAAUGUACACGACGAUGGACCAGUACCACGACGCCUCCGUCAACUUCUCCAUGCAGGCGCUCGAUGUCAAGGUUCGCGAGGCCGACCAACGGCUUGACCUCAAGAAAUCCAAAUCGCCACGGUACCGUUGCGGCUCGAAUCCGAAGGGUCUGGCUUUGAUAAUCAACAUUCGCGAGUACAUGGACAAAAGCCACUCGACUCGCAAGGGUUCCGAGCACGAUGACAAGAACUUGGAGGAGCUGUUCAAGCAGCUCGGCUACCAGACUGAAGUUCAUCUCGAUCUCGAUAAACAGGAGUUUAUGAAGGUGAUUAAGAUGUUUGUGGCACACCCGAAGCAUUACCAGGUACACACGUGCAUGGUUGCCAUCAUGUGCCACGGACAGAUAAAAAAGACUGACGAAGAGGAUAGUGCCACUACCGUUUUUAUCACGACUGACGGCAAAGCGAUCCCGUACACCUGGGUGAUUGAGCAAUUUGACGCCGUCAACUGUCGAGGACUGAUAAACAAGCCGAAAGUGUUUUUCUUUCAAGCGUGCAGAGGAGAAUCAAAAGCGAUGGUGCAGAAGCUUGGAAAUGGCUUGACGGCCGACCACACGGAGGCCGACGGAAUGGGAAACCUGCCCUUUCCUGUGCGAAAGCUGUCCGACGUCCUCAUCGCUCAUGCCGCCCCCAGAGGGUACGUCGCGUUGCGGGACGUGAACAAAGGAAGCUGGUUCAUCCAGAAAAUCGUCGAGGUUUUCAUGACCAAAGCGCACAACACGCACGUCUACUCCAUGCUUCAAGAGGUGGACGUGGUGCUGUCGAAGAGUAUCACCAGCGACUGCCUUUCGCAGACAAUGUGCAUCGAGCAGAUUGGGUUCAACCACAAGCUCUAUUUGUCGCCGGGACUCUACGACUAACUUUGUGAUUUUACUUCGGGAACAACUACUAUGCAUUUGCCCCUUUUAGAGUUUUAUACGCUUUUCCACGCCCAUAUUUGUCUUAUCUCAUGCGUUGAGAGCAGAUUACAUAUUGUUUAAAAAGGAUUUUAUCACGCCAUGCCUUUUUAAAUUCUUACACUUCCGACGCAAAAUUAAAUACAGAUCUCAGUUCACAGAGUAUUUCGUUUUGCCGCUCCUCGUGUAAUUUUAAAUGUAAUACAUACAUAAACUCGAGCUCAAACGCAUCACUGCGCGCUUGUAAUUUUCCUACUAAAUAAAAUUUA